This is a messenger RNA of Guyanagaster necrorhizus, 483 nucleotides long. RefSeq lists its product as uncharacterized. Bases 1 to 483 code for a protein of 160 amino acids. NCBI's taxonomy places the organism in Eukaryota, Fungi, Basidiomycota, Agaricomycetes, Agaricales, Physalacriaceae. The transcript has 2 exons. The record is from RefSeq and is a predicted model, not a curated record.
AUGCAUUCAACAUUUGAAAAAGUCGCGGUUCCCAAAAUACCUAGAAUAAUGUAUGUCUUUAUUGACAACCAACCCCCCCCCCCCUCCCCCAAAUUCACAUUGUUCAAUCUACGGUUUUCCUCUGGCGAAGCCCUCAUAUUGUAUCCAUUCGGUCACCUGAGAAGUUAUACCCGCAAGUACGGACACCGAUGUACCAAAGCUGGGGAUUAUAAUUCCUUAUACGAGAAAAGUCGGCUGAACAUGUCAUCAUUGUCUCGUGUCAACUCCUCGUCGUCCGCUCCACUCGGUCCCUGGUCGCAUAUUUCUGGUCACAGGUAUCUCUUCAUGAACUAUCGUACGACUUCGUGUUACAAAGGACCCUGUUCCAUGAGCGAUAGCGCUCCGGUCGAGCCACUCAUUCCCACUUCCAUCUCUGUGGUGACUGAUGCUCUGGUCAGACUACACACGUAUACACUUGAAAAGAAUUCCGAAUACUCUCUGUAG